Molecule: messenger RNA, 2764 nt
Organism: Cyprinus carpio (common carp)
Lineage: Eukaryota; Metazoa; Chordata; Actinopteri; Cypriniformes; Cyprinidae
Gene: amz2
Product: archaelysin family metallopeptidase 2
Biological process (GO): proteolysis
Molecular function (GO): metallopeptidase activity
Source: RefSeq, a predicted model, not a curated record
CUUCCAAAGUGAAUAUUUAAAUGCGGCAGGCAGCCCAGGUGUGACGUUGUUUAUGGUUCCUGUUUAACGUUACUAUUUUCAGCGUUUUAUCUGAAACACAUCAACUAGAGUCCAGUCUUCGACCUUUAUCCUAGAACACAUUUAAAGAUGCAGGUUAUUGAGCAUCCUGUUGAGAGACUGCACACUGCUCUCCGGUCCACACGGAAAGAUCUAAUAGAAACAUACCAACAGUUCAGCAGAGCAGAGAAGACACUUUUAGAAGAAGGACUCCUGCCUGGCAAUUCACUUUUCAACCCCAUCACCAUUCACUCAAACUCAGACUGGAUUCCUGCGCAUCCAGAGGAUCCUCAGGACUUUCAGAGUUUUUACAUCAACCCUUACCGCCGUUCUCCAAGCAGUGGGCAUAAUACCAUCUACAUUCAAACUAUUGGCUCUUUUGGGGAAGGAGCGGUUGUGGCAGUGCAGUAUGUUGAAUGGCUGAAGGACUACUGCCAGGCAUUUUAUUAUGGACUAGUGGUCAAGCUUUUACCACCGGUGACAGUUGCUUCAACAGCCUGUUCAUUUCGCAUCAACGACAACACACACAACCUUCAGCUUCAUGCUGGAGAGCUGUUGAACUUAUUGAAAAAGAAGAAGCCCAGAGAUGCUUUUUGCAUUGUAGGGAUCACCAUGAUCGACUUGUACCCCAGAGAGUCAUGGAAUUUUGUUUUUGGCCAGGCUUCUCUCACUGACGGAAUGGGAGUAUUCAGUUUUGCCCGAUAUGAUGAUAAUUUUUACCAGAGAAGCUAUGCAGGACGGCUGAAGAAGAAUAUAAAACUAAAGCAAGGAGACUACUCAGUGUUUGAGAAUUACUACACUCCUCCAAUAACAAGCACUCUUCUCCUCCGCUCCUGCAAGACCCUGACACAUGAGAUUGGACAUAUAUUCGGUGUGAAGCAUUGCCAGUGGCUAAACUGUGUCAUGCAAGGCUCCAAUCACUUAGAGGAGUCUGACCGUCGACCACUUGACCUCUGCCCCAUCUGUUUGCGUAAACUACAGUCUGCCAUUGGAUUCAAAAUAGCUGACAGAUACAAGGCCUUACUGCACUGGAUUGAAGAUGGAGCUGCCAGCAGUGGACAGAAUUCAAAACCCACACAAGCCUUCCAAGAGUAUAAACACUGGUUGUAUAAGUGCUUACGAAUAUUGGAAGGUGAAAAAUCAUGAUCCAGCCAAUAUGAUCUUUUGCUCCCUAAGCAAUGUUAAGGCAAGUGGAGACAUGCUAUAUGCACAUUCUUGAAAAGAGCUUUGGUGAGAAAGCUGAUGAGAAAAAACAAGUAAACAACAUUUUAUUUCUCUCCCUUUGUUUAAAAUGUGAGUUAAAUCAGAAAAAAUUUUCAGACAACAGUCUAAAAAAUUUUAUUUUAAAAUCUGAUUUAAAGAUUAUUACAAUUGUCUAUUAUGCAGAAACAGAAGACCUCAUAAGACCACAUAUUCUCAUCCCACUGAACAUACAGCAAAUAUAACUCUUUUCCAUUAUAAAAUUCAAGUCAUGUGACAGUAUAUCAAUAACAAAUAUAGUUUUACUAUAGAGGUAAGUGAUGAAGCAGUCUUAUAACACACUUUGACAUUUGAAUUUGGCAUUGCAUUACAUUGGGAAUCCUUUGUCUUCAUUUCAGUUGCAUCAACCUGAGCUCUGUAAAGCUUUGAAUUCACAGUUAUCUCUAUAUAAUAGAGAUGCAAAUGUAAUGCACUGCAUCAUGAACAUCGGAAGACUAAACAACACUCUAAACAGACACAAUUUGCAUUAAUAAAGUUGUUUACCUGGUUUUAGUAUCCAGUAAAGAGACAGAGUUUGUAGUAGUUGAAAGUUGACCUGAGGUGAGCUGAAUAUGCUCAAUCCAUUGUUUUUUGGAAAUAUAUAAACAAGGUUCCUUUUAAAAAAUAAAGUAUCAAAUACCUCUUUCUAACCCUUUUCUAUAACAUUUACAUUGUUUAACCUUAGUUGCUGAAUUCAGCAUUAUCUUUGGUCAUUGCUUUACCCAUCAGUGCCUAGAAUUCACCCCUUGCCUGUAAUCAUUAAAACCACGAAAAUGUGGUUUCUUGUUACACAGUGUGUGCGUCUUUUGCAUCUAGGAUUCUAAUUGACCAGAGAUUUAAUGUUUGGUAUUGAAAAUGUUCAUAAAUGUGUUUUUCAAGUCUAAUCAUAGUUUUCUUGACAGCUACUGCUAAUAUAGUGUACUAUGAUAAUCACAUGUAUGAUCUCAGUGUAGAAACUACAUUUGCUCAUCUUAAAGGGUUAGUUCACCCAAAAAUGAAAAUUCUGUCAACAUUUACACACACUCAUGGCAUUCCAACUUCCAAACCACUGAAACUUUCAUUUUAUUCACAUGUUAACAUCAACAUACACACAUAGAGCACCUAAAAUAUGGCAAACAGAAACUCAGUAGCAGUUAAAAGGACUUAAUUGGUUCUUGUGAGUCAAGGAUGACUGAAUUUUCAUUUUUGGAUGAACUAACCCAUUGAGUGAUUAUUAUGAAUCAUAAUAUUGCUAUAUUUUAGUAUAUUUUAGUAGUAAAAGUUGUUAUGUUAUGUGAUAGUACCUAAAGUUCCACUAAAUUAAAAAAGGAAGUCAAGACUUAAUAUCUUGAUUAUCCACUUCUAGAAUUUCCUCCAGUUUGUCUUUGGACACUUGCUCCACUAUGGGGUUAUUCUGUCCAUUGUCCCUCCUCGAGCACAGUUGACCUGUCUUAGAUGGACGUACGAACCCAAGGAAGACGGCACCUAG